Somion occarium is the source of this 1414-nucleotide messenger RNA. Lineage: Eukaryota; Fungi; Basidiomycota; Agaricomycetes; Polyporales; Cerrenaceae. The record is from the annotation of a GenBank genome assembly.
ACUCGUAAGGUCCAAAGAAAUUUGAGAAGGGAAUUGGAAGUCACAGAACGGCGUGGGAAACCUGCAACGCCGCUGCAGAUCACUUUAUCUACAUAUUUAUUAGUGCCUACGGCGUUAGAUAUAGCUCAACGUUGAACGUUCAGGCUACGACUUGGUACUUGAACAUAAAUCACGUUCAAUUAAGCAGUACCUUUCUAAACAUCCUCAGGCUAUUCAAGUUUCCCUUGCCAUCUUUCUCGUCUUCAUGCUGGAUUCAAAUCACCUGGCAAACUCCCCAAGGAUGGGGUCGAAUUUAAUCCUACGUGUACUGCGCGCGCUCUCAGACUAUAUGUCGCGGUUAUUGCCAGUGCCAGCGAUGUCUGCUCUUGAGUCACAAGCACACAAAGAUUUCAUCGACAUUCAAAAGCUUGAGGAUCAAGAAAUAGCGGAACGUUAUAAGAUUUCCCCUCAUAUUGAAGGUGCCGCUCGGAUGGGCAGCUUGGUAGCGCCCAUACGUAUGAUUACACCUCAUAUCGUCGCAAAGAAAGGGAUUGACAAGUCGAUAUGGGAACCUCAAACAAUGAAGCUCGUCCGUUCCCAGACCGCCAUUCCUGUCCCGGAUGUUUUGCGCGUGGCCAAACAUAAAGGCGUUGUUUACCUUCUUAUGGAGCACAUUCCAGGAAGAACCUUGGAAGAAUGCUGGAGUGAAAUAAGCAUAUGGCGGAAGAUUUGGGUAGCUUGGAAAUUGCGCUCGUACAUUCGCCAACUUCGUCGCAUCCGUAUACCUCAAAUUGAUGCUCGGGUUCCCGGUCCCCUAAUGGAAGAUCUCUCACAUCCCCGACAAUGUACGAAUCCCAUUUUCGGCGAGUUUGAAGUAGGACCAUUCCCUUCAUUCUCAGAUCUGAUACAGUGGUUCAACGAUCGACUCCUGGUCGCCCUCCGCUUUGAUCCUAUUCCUAACUGGGAAAAUCAACCGUUGAAAGUCUUAGGACCACUUGUGUUAACUCAUGGUGACCUCGUCCCCCGCAACAUCAUCCUUGGCGAGGAUGGUCGUUUGUGGAUCAUUGACUGGGGAUCCUCGGGCGUUUAUCCUAUGUGGUUCGAAUAUGCAACUAUGAUGCGCAGUGCGAACAGACCAUAUAACGGACUCAAGAAGGCUCCUCUAUCUUGGUUCAGGACGAUCCGCUUCGCUGCAGGUACAUACGAUACCGAGUAUAGAUUCACUGAGCGAAUCGCCUUUGCUGUGACUACCUUUGCAUUUAUACCUGUUUCUGAGGCUCUGAGUUAAGCAGGGACUCCUUUGUUAUUCAACGACUCUACUGUUCAGAUCUCACCAAUAUCUAGAGAGCUUCGUUGCAGUAUGAAUAACCGAUUUGAGUGACAACUCGAUCAUUACACGCGUGGGAAAUUUAUGUAGAUACGACGGUGAAUCUUG